Molecule: messenger RNA, 5992 nt
Organism: Exophiala mesophila
Lineage: Eukaryota; Fungi; Ascomycota; Eurotiomycetes; Chaetothyriales; Herpotrichiellaceae
Exons: 1
Coding region: 51-5768 (1905 amino acids)
Biological process (GO): positive regulation of autophagy; negative regulation of TORC1 signaling; intracellular signal transduction
Cellular component (GO): GATOR1 complex
Molecular function (GO): GTPase activator activity
Source: RefSeq, a predicted model, not a curated record
CUCUGAUAUGACCUUGUGAUCAGGGAAAGCCCCCCUGUUCCCUUUCAGCCAUGCCUACAAAUGCCUUCAACCGCAAAGGUCGUCGUCGAAGCAGCAGCGGCUCGACCGUGAGACCCAACCCUGUCGUCACACCACUGUCCACCACUCGUUCACGACAAGCUCCAUCAGAAUUGUCCGUCCCAGCAACAUUGUGGGUGCAUGAUGAUGCAUUUUCCACCGAGGAUGUCUUGAUCGGCAAGUCUGUCUUAGAAGGCACAGGCAUAGAGGAAGGAGAUUUAGUUGAGAUCUCCCCAUUGGAUUCUCCCACCGAAGUUCGUGAUUUUCAGUCCCCCGGGGGAGAGCCGCGAGACUCGCGGCGGCCCCCCACCUCCAACGCCUUCAGUGCAAAUGGAUUCGACACAAAUGCCAGGUAUCUGUGUGUCGCCACAUUCCCUCCACCCGAACUCAGAGCAAAGCAAGCCAACUUAGAAGUCUCGGUUAAGAGCAACAUCGCUUCAGCCUUUGGUCUUCGAUCCCGUUCUACCGUUUCCAUUUCCCUGGCAUCUCUAGAACAACACACUGCUUCUCACGUCGAGUUGAGCUUCAGAGAUGCUUACAUUGCCCGCUCAGACAUGUGGCGACUUGUUGGACAAGAACUUGCCGGCAAGACCAUCUAUUCGGGGCAGAAAAUCACCUUUCUCGGUAGCAUUAAACUGACCGUCAAAUCCAUACACGUCAACAGUCAUAAAGUGCCCACCGGAUACUUCUCAGGCACGACAAUUCCCGUCUUCCGCAGCGAGGCAGCUCGUUACGUCCUAUUUGUCCAAAUGUCCAGUGAAAUGUGGGACUUCGACUCGGAAGGCAGUGGCGAGAUCAUGUUCAACCGCGUUAUCAACGGCUUCCUCCCUGACCUCUUCAAACGUUGGACUGAACUCGAUGUUCACCAUCUUGUCAGCAUCGUUCUCUUCGGCCGGUUGGAGUACGAUCACAUCGAUCUCGCGAGGAACAAGGACAGAAGAUUGGAGGUAGAGCAACAGUCUGGAACUGCCAACAUGACGUCUCGCCAAUACCAAGACUUUUACAGAGUGGUUGUGACAGAUAUGGCCAGCGCCCAGUGGACCCUGAUCUUGAAUGAAUUAAAAAAGGACUUUCGUGUCUUCUUGAGAGAUAUCUCGUUACAUACCGCCGUUACUCCUGACCUCGAGGACAAAGAGCCAAAGGCGACUCGAAUAGCAGGGAGACCGAGCACAGCGCUCAAAGGCAAUAUCCUGGAGGCAAUCAACAUUGCCUGUUCGCAGUUUUCAAACGAUUACGUGGACAGAGACUUGAUCAGAACAGGCGUCUCCAUCGCUGUCGUCACAGCUGGAACUGGUGUCUUCGAGGUCAAUCGGGACUUGUUGAACUUAACCUCGGAGACAUUGACCAAUAACGGUGUUGGCAUAGAUGUUGUUUGUCUGUCCAAGAUGCCUCUCCAUUCCGUACCCUUAUUCAAAUACGGCAAUCCUACUGCAAAUGAUGGAAAGAACCUCAGUCCAGCACUGGCAGCACUCUCAGCAAGUCCUCUCAGGUCAGGGCCCGGUCCCUAUCAUGCUGAUAUAUCACAACCCCGGAAGCUAUCUCCUGCGUUGUCUUCCAUUGCGUCCAAUGGCACUCGCUAUCUUACGAGUUUCAUGUCGGCACAGAGCCGCGAGCUUGUCCAAGCCUGGCAUUACGGAAUUCCACAGUGGAUUGAUCUUUCUUACUGGUCUGGUGAACCUGACUUUGAGGAUCAGAAGCUGCUCGACGAUGACUUGCGGGACAAGCUUGGUCCCAAGAAAACAAAGAAAGGACGGUUUCAACCUCGUGUGAGGAUGUACGAAGUGCAGAUGAUGGGUCUCAUGGAGCUCGGCAUGGCGGACAUGAGUAUUCCCUACAUGAGUGAAACUCAGACUUCAAGUCGUCCACCACCCACUACACGUCUCAGGUCUAAAAGUAAGCGCUCGAGCGGGAGCCGUAGUUUAUCCCAUUCGCCAACCUUGUCUCGCCACCGGCGGCAAAGUGAAGGCUUGUCAUAUUCGAGACAGGGGUUACUAUCAAGUCAUGCAAAAGCGCUGGGCGACGUCUUCGACCGCAUGGACUCUUACGAUGCGGGCCUUUUUGUUAUGCAACCGCCACAUACAAACAAGCUCUCUAUUUCACGGCCAGGUUCUGGUCUACCUGGUGUCUCAGCAAAAGCCUCCAAGACCAGGAAAGAUUCCAAGAAGGAACCAACAACAGUGGAAGAGUCUAUAACUCUAUCACCUGCCAAAAAGUCUCUAACCAAGAAGACUUUGAACUCGCCAUUCAGACCACAACUGCCUUCUCUUGCCUCGGCGGACGCAUCGACCCCAUUGAAACAAAGUCAAAGCCCGGAAGUUCCUAGAGUGAAUCGGAACUUGAACUAUUCUCUGCGUGGACUAGCUCCUCCCAUACGGUCAAUAGCAAGCACUGAGGUCAACGUCACCAACGCCCAGGCCCAUCCCUUGUUGAGGGACCCUGGCCAUUCUCGGCCUACGGUGGCAACAUCAGCUGCAAGCAUCCGAUCAGUGUCUAUGAAGAGCACCAUUGGAGACAUGAGUAUUGACGAAGUCUCCCCUCUCUCGAGAAUGCCGACAAACCCACACAGCAAAGCGACUGGAACACCAUCAAAGCCUAUAUCGAUCAAUGCCAUCAUACGCAAAAGUCACGACGACAAAGACGACUCUCGAGAAAGGCAGCCUCCGUCCAAGGUGAUACCCACGUCACUCGAUCCACGUGAGAUCGAACUUCAGGAUGACCGAGAAUCGGACUCGGAUUCAACAACGUCGUCUGGACUAAGUAGCGAAUGCUUCUCUAGCAGCCUUGGCCGUCCCGAUAGCUGGAUGGCCACUUCACUCGCGAGCUCCAUUCCACGCAGUAAUUUAGUAUCUAUCCGCAAUGUCAAUGCCUCUAACCCCUUGAAACGACAUCCUGAAAGGGAAUCGACUUUUGGAAGAUGGCAGCAUCUUUAUCCACGCAAGCCCCGCGCAGCCACGGUGAAAUGGCGCUCACUGUGCACACCUGCGUCGGUUCCCCUUACUACUGAAGACUUUCCUUCCAAGCAAGGGCUCGAGACGGAUUAUGAAAUGAGCACCUACGACCUUUCUCUCGUUGAGCAUGACGAUCUUCAGGAGGUCCCGGAAUCACGCGAUACCCUUCUUCGAGAAAUGUUGGCUUUGAGAUUUGCUCACGGGUACCAGUUGGUCGUUGGCUCGGCCCUCGUGGAUGCUGUCGGUCCUGGAUCAUGUGAUAGCUCCUCCUUUUUCACGCCUAAUCUCGUCCGUCCGGACGGUGUCUUCAUCUUCAUGUCGAUGGGCAAUACGAUUCAAAAGAUAUCCCUGCAGGAAGCAGACCGUAUCCGCGUUUUCAAAUAUGUUCGCAAGCAGCGUAUGGUCCAGCCACCUUUCCCUGUACAAAUAAUCUAUCGACCCAAUAUUCGAACAAUCCUGUCACCUACUUACAAAAUUCGAGAAAUGCAAUUUGGCGGGUUUGCGGAACAAUAUCCAUGGGAGCAGGCCGAUGCUUAUCUUGCUGACUCAAAGAAGCAGUCUGAUAUUGAUGCCAAAAAACUCCGCUUCUGGCGCGCCCGCUUUGUGUUGAUACCUGUUCAACCUCCAACUAAUAGCUGGAGGCCGACUGCAGCAGAUAGCGACGAGAAUGAAGAAGAAAUCCACCUACGAGGGAUUCGCAUACUGACGCAGAUGUGGCAGAAAGCUCGAUACCUGCCCCCAGAAGAUAGGAGACCCGCUCACAAUCGCAUCAGCAAUAUGAAAAACAAAGAUAAAAACCCGUUGAGGAUAACAAUAGAAACGCUCAACCCAUCGGAAUUGGUCGCAACAGAAUUGGACAAGUUGUUGGCUGCCGAAGAAGCGGGUGAAUCUCAACCAACGCGGCUUCUGCCAGAAGAGGAGCAAUUUGAGAGGGACACAUUCAACAUGACAAAACUCGCCCAGGCCAUUCAGGGCGAAACGGGCAUUGAAAUCAAGAACCGACGGUGGCACUUGCGACUUCAUUACAGUUGUUUCCAGGGAGAAGACUUUACAAAUUGGCUCGUGCACAAUUUCCGAGAUAUUGACACCCGUGAAGAAGCGGUAGAAUUUGGCAACGAUUUGAUGAAGGAAAAACUCUUCGAGCAUGUCAACAGUCGACACAGGUUCAAAGACGGCAAUUACUUCUACUCCAUCAACCCAGAUUGGCGCUUUCAACGAUCAGAACCGCGACAAUCCUGGUUUCCCUCAAGCCGCAAGUCUGAUCGAUCAUUUCCUGCCACUCCCUUGAACGAGAAUCCUUCUCGCGAGUUUCUUACUGGCCGAUCGCGUUCUGGGUCUAAUCUUGUAUCUCAAGGUCAAGCCCACAACUCAGCGUCAGAAAUCACUAAGGGUCUAGGGUCUGAGAAGAAGCGACGGUCGAUCACACUUUCGAAGAUGAUUCGUAUCGAUGUCGAUCACCGCAAACGAUCCAAUCGACCCGAGGUGAUAAACCUCCACUACGACCGCCUUCAUAACCCAGAAAAUUGCUAUCAUCUCGAACUCUCCUGGCUGAAUGUAACCUCAAAAUUGGUCGAUGAUGCAAUACUCACUUGGACCACCCAAGCAGAAAAAUAUGGACUCAAACUCGUCGAAGUUCCUAUUGCAGAAGCAAGCAAGGUGCCUGAGACCGAGCCUUUCCGUGCAUACUAUCGCAUCAAGCUCGCGGUUGAGCCUCCGAAACGUACCGGCACUGUCACUGGCAACGUUUACUUUACCGCGACUUCAUUUGGCCCCCAACCCGCACUCAGUUCGGAUAUUCACCUCUACCAAAAAGCACUGCUAAAGCACUUCAACUUUGUUCUUGACAUUGAAGGUAUCGGCGAAUUCCCCCAAAAUGUGGAGAUCGCAUAUUCUUGGGGAAAGCUCGAAUAUCGAUAUACACAAUUCGUGCAUCGCAGUGGUGUGAUCUUGGCACAAAUCACAGAUGAAGGGGACAUUUUGCUGUUGGCCAACCGGUUGUAUAACUCCAGGCUUGCGGGAAAUAAGGAAUCAUCAAAGGGUGGACAUGUUAAGAAAGAUGCUCCACGGGAUCUCGCAUCGUCAAACAUGCUUCGGGCCCCGAACAACAAUAGUUCGAUGGCUCCACACAACGGCAAUUUAGGGGCUAUGAAAACACCAGCGAAUGCACAGAUGCAAGGUCCAACAAACAUGUCUGCGUCUGGCAUCAUUGGCCUCAACGUUGCGUCACCUCGGUUUGGACCGUUCUCCAGUCCUCGUACUCGACCGGUCAGCAUUGCUUCUGUGGUGUCACCGAGUGCCAGCGCCAAUUCCUCUUCGACUGCUGUCGAUUAUGCGCAGCCGUCAUCAAGCCCUUAUCCCGGAGUGAUUGCCGACACUUUUGGGUCUCGCCGAGCAUUGGCUGCCACGGGAUUCUCACACUAUGUGACGCCAGAACAGAUCAAAGAUGACCUCGAAAGCUUCUGCCGUGAUCGAGAACGUCUAGAAGCAUUUUUCAAAGAGGUUACCGCCACCCUACCUGUCGUUGGCAGUGGGGCAACAACAGGAAAUGGAUCUGGUGUGGGCGCGGCGGGCGCAGGAGAAAAGCGACGCAGCGGAGGAACCAGCAGUACGUUACUUCGACCAAUUCGCGAACCAGUUGGAGAAGAAGAUGGAGUCAUGGGAUCAGACAUACCUGAAUUCAAUUUGCCUGAGCCAGUGGGCGUGACAUUGAGUUUGAACUUGCCAAAGAAGGGAGCCGAUCGUCGCGGCUCUUCAGGAGAUUAACGACGGUGCUGGUAGCAGUAAGACUGGAAAGCAGCAGCGAGGAUAUGGUUGGAUGGCGAUUGAAAGAGCCGAUAUCUGUAUACUUUGGAUUCAUGUCCAGGGACGUGUGGUUCAGAAGCCCGCUUUGUAGAUACCUGAGGUUGAGGCUUCGCAUUUAUACAGAUGCCAUUAUCUGUACAGUAUACCAUGCGACGACUUAAAAAUGAGGUGGAAUUUUGUUCGUC